UCAUCCGCGUGCGCGUUAUAAAUUCAAAAUCUUGAUCGAUCGCAUGGAAGGCGCAGGAGGAGGAGGAAGAAGGAGGGAAGAGAUCGUGUCAAUUGGGUAGCCAAUGGCGCCGUCGUUGCCGUCAUCCUCUUCUUGUUGGCAUUCCGCGCUGCUGGUAGCCAUGUUGGUGCUUGUGGUGGUCAUGGAUCAGGUGGCCAUGGCGUACCUGGACGACGACAUCGAGGUGGUGUGGGGCGACGACCACAGCUUCUUCUACAUGGACGACGCCGGCGACGACGAGAUCCUCGCGCUCUGCCUCGACGAGACCCACGGCUCGGGGUUCCACACCAAGGAGGCCUACCUCUACGCCCGCUUCGACGUCGACCUCAUGCUCGUCCCCGACAACUCCGCCGGCACGGUCACCACGCUCUACCUGAUGCCGGAGGACGUGCCGUGGGACUACCACGACGAGGUGGACCUGGAGUUCCUGGGCAACGUCACCGGCGAGCCCUACACGCUCCACACCAACAUCUUCGCCAACGGCGUGGGCAACCGCGAGGAGCAGUUCCGCCUCUGGUUCGACCCCACCGCCGACUUCCACACCUACUCCAUCGACUGGAACCCCAAGCGCAUCACGAUCCUGGUGGACGGCGUGCCGAUCCGGAGCUUCAGGAACAAUGAGGAGCACGGGGUGGCGUUCCCGACGUGGCAGAAGAUGCGGCUGCACGGGAGCCUCUGGAACGCCGACGACUGGGCGACGCAGGGCGGCCGCGUCAAGACGGACUGGUCGGGGGCACCAUUCUUCGCCCGCUAUCGCAACCUCCGGGCGUCGUGGUGCCGGCCGUCGCCGGGGGUGGCGUGGUGCGGCGACGAGCCGCCGGGGUCGACGUGGUUCGAGCGCGGCCUGGACGCGGCGGCGCUGAGGCGGGCGCGCGACGCCCACAUGAUCUACGACUACUGCAAGGACCUCCAGCGGUACAAGGGGUCGGGGCUCCCCAAGGAAUGCGUCGUGGACUGAAACUGAUGGCAUGGCACGGUUCUCUGCUUUCUUGUAGUGUCAGUAGUGAUAUGUCAUUGGCUUUGUACAUUAGUUCGAUUGUUUGUUUUCGUCUAGGUUAAGGACUAGCUGAUUUAAAAAAAAUAUCUUUAUUAGAAGUUUCAUUGCAGGAAUGUGUUAUCUACAGAAAUGAG
Messenger RNA from Hordeum vulgare subsp. vulgare (domesticated barley), 1170 nucleotides. RefSeq names its product xyloglucan endotransglucosylase/hydrolase protein 24-like. The transcript has 3 exons. Gene Ontology annotation, biological process: cell wall biogenesis; xyloglucan metabolic process. Lineage: Eukaryota; Viridiplantae; Streptophyta; Magnoliopsida; Poales; Poaceae. Bases 104 to 997 code for a protein of 297 amino acids. Gene Ontology annotation, cellular component: apoplast; cell wall. The record is from RefSeq and is a predicted model, not a curated record. Gene Ontology annotation, molecular function: hydrolase activity, hydrolyzing O-glycosyl compounds; xyloglucan:xyloglucosyl transferase activity.